GCGGCGGGGAAGCCAGCAGACGACUCGGUCGUGUCUGUACUUUUGGAGGUGUAUAUAUAAAUAUAUAUAUAUACAUAAAAAAGGACAUCGGAGACUAUUUCGGCGGGAAAUAAGCUCAGAUUCAGGUGUAUCCCAGGAGUUGACCUUCACUGAUAUUCUACAGGCACAGACUUGGCGGCAAAAUGACGGCUGCGGAGAAUGUUUGUUACACUCUGAUUAAUGUUCCAACCGACUCGGAGCCUCCGUCUGAAGUCAGCUUGAAAACUGAUCUAGAAAAAGGAGAAAUCAAGGCUAAAACCGAGGCUCUGAAGAAGGUGAUCAUCAUGAUACUGAAUGGUGAGAAGUUGCCGGGACUGCUGAUGACGAUAAUUCGUUUUGUCCUGCCUCUUCAAGAUCACACCAUCAAAAAGCUGUUGCUAGUAUUUUGGGAGAUUGUCCCCAAGACAACCCCAGAUGGCAAGCUCCUCCAGGAAAUGAUUCUGGUUUGUGAUGCCUACAGAAAGGACCUGCAGCACCCCAACGAGUUCAUCCGUGGCUCCACCCUGCGUUUCCUGUGCAAACUGAAGGAGUCCGAGCUGCUUGAGCCCCUCAUGCCUGCCAUUCGGGCCUGCCUGGAGCACAGACACAGCUAUGUGCGCCGUAAUGCUGUCCUUGCUAUUUACACAAUCUACAGGAACUUUGAACAUCUAAUCCCAGAUGCCCCAGAGCUGAUUCACGACUUCCUUGUCAACGAGAAAGAUGCCAGCUGUAAAAGAAAUGCUUUCAUGAUGCUGAUUCAUGCUGACCAGGAUAGGGCUCUGGAUUACCUGAGCACCUGCAUAGAUCAAGUACACACGUUUGGGGAUAUUCUCCAGCUGGUCAUUGUGGAGCUGAUUUACAAAGUGUGCCAUGCCAACCCUUCUGAGCGUGCCCGUUUUAUUCGCUGUAUCUACAACCUGCUACAGUCCUCCAGCCCAGCUGUCAAGUAUGAGGCUGCCGGAACUCUUGUCACCCUCUCAAGUGCACCCACAGCCAUCAAGGCUGCUGCUCAGUGCUACAUUGAUUUGAUCAUCAAAGAGAGCGACAACAACGUGAAGCUAAUUGUUCUGGAUCGACUGAUUGAGCUAAAGGAGCAUCCCACCCAUGAACGUGUGCUUCAGGACCUAGUGAUGGACAUCCUGCGUGUGCUUAGUACGCCUGACCUGGAGGUGAGAAAGAAGACCUUACAGCUAGCCCUGGAUCUGGUCUCAUCUCGCAAUGUAGAGGAGCUGGUGAUUGUCUUGAAGAAGGAGGUGAUCAAGACCAACAAUGUGACUGAACACGAGGACACUGAUAAAUACAGGCAACUCUUGGUUCGCACCCUCCACUCCUGCAGCGUGCGCUUCCCUGACAUGGCGGCCAACGUCAUUCCUGUGUUGAUGGAGUUUCUAAGCGACACUAACGAGGCGGCAGCCGCAGACGUGUUGGAGUUUGUACGGGAGGCCAUUCAGAGAUUUGACAGCUUGAGGCCCCUCAUCAUAGAGAAGGUGCUGGAAGUUUUCCACGCCAUCAAAACUGUCAAGAUCUACAGAGGAGCCCUCUGGAUCUUGGGGGAAUACUGCAGCACCAAGGAAGACAUUCAGAGUGUGAUGACAGAAGUCCGCAGAUCACUGGGCGAGAUCCCCAUAGUGGAGAAUGAGAUCAAGAAGGAGGCUGGAGAAGUGAAGCCAGAGGAGGAGGUCAGUGUGGCUCCAGCCCAGAAGCUGGUGACAGAGAUGGGCACUUACGUGACACAGAGUGCCCUCAGCACUUCUCGGCCCUCCAAGAAAGAGGAGGACAGGCCUCCGCUCAGAGGGUUCCUGAUGGAUGGAGACUUUUACGUGGCAGCUUCUCUGGCCACCACACUAACCAAAGUGGCCCUGCGCUACGUUGCUAUCGUUCAAGACAAAAAGAAACAAAAUUCAUUUGUUGCAGAAGCCAUGCUGAUCAUGGUCACUGUGUUGCACCUGGGCAAGUCCUCUCUGCCCAAGAAGCCUAUCACGGACGACGAUGUGGAUCGCAUCUCACUGUGCCUGAAGGUUCUGUCGGAGUGCUCGCCGCUUAUGGACGACAUCUUCAACAAGGAGUGUCGAAAGUCCCUGUCACACAUGCUCACCGUCAGACUGGAGGAAGAGAAGCUAUCGCAAAAGAAAGAGUCUGAGAAGCGGAACGUAACCGUGCAGGCCGACGACCCGAUCUCCUUCAUGCAGCUGACAGCCAAGAAUGAAAUGACUUCUAAGGAGGACCAGUUCCAGCUCAGUCUCCUGGCGGCAAUGGGCAACACUCAGAGGAAAGAGGCUGCGGACCCCCUGGUCUCUAAACUCAACAAGGUGACCCAGUUAACUGGCUUUUCCGAUCCAGUCUACGCUGAGGCCUACGUCCAUGUCAACCAGUAUGAUAUAGUAUUGGACGUGCUGGUGGUCAACCAAACCAAUGACACUCUCCAAAACUGUACCCUUGAGCUGGCCACUUUGGGUGACCUUAAACUGGUUGAGAAGCCGUCUCCUCUGACUCUGGCCCCUCAUGAUUUUGCCAACAUCAAGGCUAAUGUGAAGGUGGCUUCCACGGAGAAUGGCAUUAUAUUUGGCAACAUCGUGUAUGACGUGUCUGGAGCUGCAAGCGACAGGAACUGUGUUGUCCUUAGUGACAUUCAUAUAGACAUUAUGGACUACAUCCAGCCGGCCUCCUGCACGGACGCAGAGUUCAGACAAAUGUGGGCAGAGUUCGAAUGGGAGAACAAGGUGACAGUAAACACCAACAUUACUGAUCUGAAUGAGUACCUUCACCACAUCCUCAGCUCCACCAACAUGAAGUGCCUGACUCCAGAGAAGGCACUUUCUGGCUUCUGCGGCUUCAUGGCUGCCAAUUUGUAUGCCCGCUCCAUCUUUGGAGAAGACGCCCUGGCCAAUGUCAGCAUUGAGAAGCCCAUCCACCUGGGGCCCGAGGCACCUGUCAGCGGGCACAUACGCAUUAGAGCUAAAAGCCAGGGCAUGGCCUUGAGCCUUGGGGACAAGAUCAACCUCUCCCAAAAGAAAGCAGCGGUGUGAAGCUCCUCUGAACAGCACCCAGACUGAUCCAUCUGAACAGCAUCCAGACUGAUCCAUCUGAACAGCACCCAGACUGACCCGUCUGAACAGCACCCAGAUUGACCCGUCUGAACAGCACCCAGACUGACCCAUCUGAACAGCACCCAGACUGACCCGUCUGGAAUGUAAGAGUCUCGUGCUGUUUUCAGAUGCCGCCUCUCUGCCACCAUUCUUCACCGUUCACCGUUCUUCUCAUAUAAGAGCUCGCUGUGGCCACUUUCUUCAAUUCUGUUUUUCUUUUUUUUUUAAUCUCACACCACGUCUUCAUGACUGCGCCUAGCAUUCCCCUAAGUCAUGCUCUUUCUCCUCGUCUGACCUUUACUUUUCAAUAAACAUGUAUUUAAACA
Lampris incognitus (smalleye Pacific opah) is the source of this 3430-nucleotide messenger RNA. RefSeq names its product COPI coat complex subunit beta 1 (gene copb1). Gene Ontology annotation, molecular function: structural molecule activity. Lineage: Eukaryota; Metazoa; Chordata; Actinopteri; Lampriformes; Lampridae. The coding region runs from base 183 to 3044 and encodes 953 amino acids. Gene Ontology annotation, cellular component: COPI vesicle coat; cytoplasm. The record is from RefSeq and is a predicted model, not a curated record. The transcript is spliced from 22 exons. Gene Ontology annotation, biological process: intracellular protein transport; intra-Golgi vesicle-mediated transport; endoplasmic reticulum to Golgi vesicle-mediated transport.